This is a messenger RNA of Uranotaenia lowii, 1275 nucleotides long. RefSeq names its product ubiquitin carboxyl-terminal hydrolase isozyme L5 (gene Uch-L5). The coding region runs from base 202 to 1176 and encodes 324 amino acids. Gene Ontology annotation, biological process: ubiquitin-dependent protein catabolic process; protein deubiquitination. Gene Ontology annotation, molecular function: cysteine-type deubiquitinase activity. The record is from RefSeq and is a predicted model, not a curated record. Lineage: Eukaryota; Metazoa; Arthropoda; Insecta; Diptera; Culicidae. The transcript is spliced from 2 exons. Gene Ontology annotation, cellular component: cytoplasm.
GGCAUAUUUGCCAUGACACUGUAAAAAUCGCAAUCCGGGCAGAGUCAGCUUCGUUUCCUGUAGUUUUUAAGACAGAUAUUAGAGCCGGUAGAUUCAUAUCCGUGAAAAUCUGGUAUUGAACUCCCAAUUGUCGGUAUCGGCGCAUUUGCACAUUUGUUGAAGCUAAUUGGCUUAAGUUUUGGAUUUAACGCAUACGACAGAAUGGCGGACAGUGCCGGAGAAUGGUGUCUCAUUGAGAGCGAUCCCGGAGUUUUUACGGAACUUAUUCGCGGAUUUGGUGUUGAAGGCGUGCAGGUCGAGGAACUUUGGAGCUUGGAUGAGGAACAGUUCAAGAACCUAGCUCCGAUUCACGGUUUAAUAUUCCUUUUCAAAUGGGUUAAGGAUGACGAACCGGCCGGAUCAAUUGUGCAGGAUAGCCGACUGGAAAAAAUUUUCUUUGCCAAACAGGUGAUCAACAAUGCUUGUGCGACUCAGGCCAUUUUGAGCAUUUUAUUGAACAGUGGUCAUGCUGACAUUCAGUUGGGGUCCACGUUGCGAGAUUUUAAGGAAUUCUGCCUUUCCUUCGACGCUUACAACAAAGGUCUGGCCAUGAGUAAUGCAUCUCAGAUACGGACAGUUCACAAUUCAUUUGCUCGCCAGACACUGUUUGAGCUGGACAACAAACAUGCCAAUAAAGAUGAGGAUGUCUUCCACUUCGUAGGGUAUGUUCCGGUUGAUGGUCGUCUGUAUGAACUGGAUGGUCUGAAGGAAGGGCCUAUUGAUUUGGGAGCAGUGGGUGCUGGAGAUGAUUGGCUUAAUGUUGUACGUCCGAUUAUUGAAAAGCGCAUUCAGAAAUACAGUGAAGGAGAAAUACAUUUCAAUUUGAUGGCUUUGGUCUCUGACCGGCAAAUGAUCUAUCAACGCCAAGUAGAUCAACUCUUGAAAUCGGGGGAUGACGAAAUGGAAACUGAUACAAAACAGAAUGAAAUCACUCGUUUGCGGAUGUUAAUCGAAGAUGAAGUGUCAAAACGAAAGCGCUAUAAGGUUGAAAAUAUUCGUCGCAAGCAUAACUAUCUACCGUUGAUAGUAGAGUUGCUUAAGAUUUUGGCACAGAAUGGCCAGUUAAUGCCUCUCUAUGAGAAGGCCAAACAGCGAGCUACGGAGCGAGAAACCGUAAAAUCAGUGUCUCAAAAAUAGCAGAUUCUGUUUUUUAAAUUGUUUUCUUCAGAACUGCAUUAACACAACCUAUUUUCUUAUAAGCUCCUGUUCUUAUGGUGGAAUAAACGUAAUUUGAUU